AACUCUUACAUCAAACUUCUUAGCCAGGUGGCUAAAGAAACUCCCUACUUGAACUGUUGGAUCUGUGCCCACGCACCCACCCACCUCCAGCAAAGUCUUCCACUAGUUCCAGUAGCCAUAACACUGGAACAAUACCGUUCCGGAGAUGUUGCCUCCUGGAACCUAACCACUUUAAACCUUACCCACAAAUAUCUGUACCUCACAGGUCCCACCAAGGGACCCCUCUGUCGCUGCUUCACCGGAGAAGGGACCUCUAUCGGAACUAGCACCUGCAAUGUCAACCUCGAGAUUCUAGCCACAGGACAAGUGACUGUCACCAACCCGACGCGUUCCCAGACCUUUCCAAACCUCACCCUCGCCUGGGCCAACGCAAUCGGCCACCCACCCACUUGGAAGCCACAACACUCAGACCUUAUGCUAUUGCAGACCUUUGCAUCUGGCAGAAUGGAAUCGUUCCUCAGUGGCUUGUUCUGGGUGUGCGGACACCGGGCAUACACCUGGAUAAGCCCACACAUGUCUGGGUCCUGCUUUGUCGGAUACAUUGUCCCUGGGAUUAGGGUCACCCUGCAUCUACCCCCCGGGAGACAGAGGAAUAAAAGGGAACCAAAGGACCUGUCAGAUCUCUCCGACAUCGCUGCCAAUGGAGAGACUGUGAGUCGGGCAUUGUUCCCUGCUUACGGAGAUGGAUCUAACCACGUCAACAUUCUCAGACUCACCGACAUCCUCCUGAAGUUCAUGCAAGAAGCCACUCAGAUAACAGACUAUUUGGUAUCUGAGCUCUCUGAG
Podarcis lilfordi (Lilford's wall lizard) is the source of this 786-nucleotide messenger RNA. NCBI's taxonomy places the organism in Eukaryota, Metazoa, Chordata, Lepidosauria, Squamata, Lacertidae. The record is from the annotation of a GenBank genome assembly.